CCUGCUCCAGUCGGCAGCAACCCGGAAGCAGGCGGUGCUGGAGUCGGAGCCGUUUCCUGCCCGGGAGACAAGCGGCCAGGGUGGGAUCUGUUGCAGCGGACCUGAUCCGGAGCCAUGACUCACCAGACCGGCAUCCACGCCACAACAGAAUUAAAGGAUUUUUUUGCCAAGGCCCGGAACGGUUCGGUCCGCCUCAUCAAAAUCGUCAUCGAGGAUGAGCAGUUGGUGCUUGGAGCCUACAAAGAACUGUCUCGACGUUGGGAUAAGGACUACGACUCAUUUGUGCUGCCGCUGCUGGAUGAGCUGCAGCCAUGCUACAUCCUCUACCGCCUGGACACCCAGAAUGCACAGGGCUACGAGUGGCUCUUCAUCUCCUGGUCUCCUGACAACUCUCCUGUUAGACUGAAGAUGCUCUAUGCAGCAACCAGAGCAACAGUGAAGAAAGAGUUUGGAGGAGGGCAUGUGAAGGACGAGCUCUUUGGAACAGUUAAGGAAGACAUCUCGCUCAGCGGUUACCAGAAGCACGUGUCGUCCUACUCUGCUCCAGCUCCUCUGACUGCAGCUGAACAAGAGCUCCAGCAGAUCCGCAUCAACGAGGGUAAAACAGCCCAGGAUCUUCAUUCCCUGGCCUCCAGCAGUGAGAUGAUGGUAGUGGGCUGUUGCUGCUGCCCAUCAGUGGUUGAAUACCCUCACCUUGAGGAGGUCAAGACUGAAAUCAGCGUUGAAAGCAAACACCAGACCCUCCAGGGACUGGCUUUUCCUUUGCAGCCAGAAGCUCAGCAGGCCAUCCAGUUACUAAAACAGAAGAAGAUCAAUUACAUCCAGCUGAAGCUGGACCUGGAACGGGAGACCAUAGAUUUGGUCCACACCAACGCCACUGAGAUAGCAGACCUGCCUAAAAGAAUUCCUCAGGAUUCGGCCCGUUACCACUUCUUCCUGUAUAAGCACUCUCACGAGGGAGAUUAUCUGGAGUCAGUUGUAUUCAUCUACUCCAUGCCUGGUUACAAAUGUAGCAUCAAGGAGCGCAUGUUGUACUCCAGUUGCAAGAGCCGACUGCUUGACUCCGUGGAACAAGAUUUCUGCCUAGAGAUUGCAAAGAAGAUUGAAAUUGAUGAUGGAGCUGAGCUGACAGCAGAGUUCCUGUAUGAUGAGGUCCACCCCAAGCAGCAUGCCUUCAAGCAGGCCUUUGCCAAACCCAAGGGGCCUGUGGGAAAGAGGGGACAGAAGCGACUUAUCAAAGGACCAGGCGAGAAUGGUGAAGACAGUUAAAGCCUCGUGGACAGGAGGACGGGUCAGGAAAGGGGCUGCGGGUGCCUACCAGCCUCCGGAAUCGCAGCUCCAACCAAAUCCACCUCUCUGCAUCUGAGCCUGUCCACCAAAUUCCAGAGCUGUUUCCUCCAUCUCUUCUUUCAAAGUCGUCUCCACCCGGUUUCGUUAGGGGGAGGGAGGGUAGGAAUCUGGGGGCAGGGAGGAAGAGAGAGAACCUCCAAGCCAUUUCUCUUCCUUUUUGCUCUGUCGUUGUGUAAAUCCUGGGAGGGGGAAAAACCAUAACUGUUCUAGAUUGAAAUGACUCUUAAAACCGAUGCUCCUGUUUACUGCUUCAUAUUGUGACCUGGUUUACUUGGAAACGGCACCACUCAAAGGAUUUUCUUCACCACUUAUCUGGGGUGGGGUAUUCACACGCAAAGAGCAGAACUCUACCCACCCACACCCCCAUAAAAACACCCUCCAAAUGCCUUUUCUCUCACUGUUACAAAACAGUGCAUCAAUAGUCUUUGGAAAUUCCCAUACCAUUAAUGUCAUGCUUUACCAAGAUGGCAAGUUUGCCUAGGAGUUGACUCAGUACUCACUAUUUGAGGGUUAAGGAGUGUGUUCCAGGGAUUAGCACUGCAGCAGGAUCUCCCCUCCCCCUUUUUUGUUUAAAACCUUGGAGUUGGUGGGGGAGGUGCUAGAGGUUAGUGGGAUUUUUCUCAAACGACACAGGUGUGUUUUUUGGAUGAAGAAAAGCUGUUCAUCUCCAGGCAGCUGAAGGAGAGGCUGAUAGUUCCUGAUAGCCGCUCUCAUUUCACCAGUGAAGAGGCUUGGCGUCCAGUUCCAGGCCUUACCAGGUAGCCUUGUUUGUGGCGCCACAAAUCCACAUACAGGUCCUGGGUUUCACUGUCCACUUUUAUGAGUUUUGUAAAGCUGUUUCUCCCCCAACCUCCUCUGCCUCACUUGGAUGGCUCAUUGCCUCACGCUGUUGCAGCCACAUGAGAAGAUGAGAGCAAUUAGAAAUCAGGAAGUGCAAUCCCUGCCCAGUUCCUCUUGGUUGGCUCCUUGACAUUCUUAAUUUAAGGUUGCCACUUCUUCUUCUUUUCGUGUCACCUCCAUGUAUAGCUCUGGUAUGCUUUACCACACGUUGCCACACCAGCACCUCACCUUGCAGUUGGCUCCCAGCCAAAUGGCCAUGUCAACUUACCUAGCUGUUGCUCUGACUUACAGGAACUGCCUUUUCUCAAGCUAGAUGGUUCCAAAUAUUGCAUUCAGCUGGCUGUUGGCUGUGAAGCCUUUGGGCUCCUCGGCCCAGUGAUGUAUUUGCUCAGGUGUCGUCCUCCUCCUCCUUCCUCAAUCGUGACACCUGCACUGGCACCUGUAGGUUACGAUGCAAAACCAGGCUGAUCCUUAGCUAUACAGUAAAGCUUUGCCAAGCUAAGGGAAUAUUGGCACUUCCACAGGAUCCUGAACGGGUUGUCUUCUUCAUGGGAUGCACUUUCCCCAUGACAGAUGUUGUUCACUGUGGCAGGAAUGUUCUGUGUCCCAGAGUGGUUGCUGCAGAUCCAUGUAAACCAGGUGGAAGGAAGGGGCAGCCGCUGGUGUGACGGUGUUACCCAUGUGCAGGGGGGCUGGAGCAGCUCAUGAUGGAAGGGCAGUUGCAUUGCCAGGGGUGUUGGUGGUGGAAGAAGUCUUCUCGAUCCACUCUGAAUGCAAGAGUAGAGGUAGGCCCUGACUCAGCUCAAGCCAGCAAUGUGACCCAGAUUGGGGACUUCUGACAACCAUUGUAGUAGAUGACGAUGUGUUCAUUCCAUGGGGGUCACUGAAUUUAACGUGCAUGAUUAAACUUCUCCUUCUGACCCCUGGGGAGCUUCUUAGUAGUCUGUUUUGUAUCUCAUAAAAAAAAACAACCUCCACACAAAUGCUAAGCCUUUUUUCUUUCUUUUCUUUUCUUACAUAGCCAAUUGUGUGGUGUUAGCUUGAUGGCUUUGAAUCGUGAUUUCUUCCCUGCCCCUCCCUCCACCCCCCUUUUAUGAAGUCAGUGUAUUCUUUUGAAGUCUACAGAAGAGGCAGAUAAGUUAAGCAGCAAAGAAUGCUGCAACAGUUGUGAAGGAAAGAGCCUGGGUUUUCUCUAGCUCGCUCAUUCCCAUGGUGGAAACAGCUGGGACUUGGGCCUGCGAGUCAAGAAAGGAAGGGCAGGUUUCUCCAAGUUCAAAGCACACUGCCCUAGGGCACUUUCAAGUAUCUGGCUUUUUAAAAAAUGAUUUAAAAAAUACAGAACAGCUCAUGCCAUAAUUUCAGAGGAGAAACCUAGAUUUUAACUCUCCCAUAAUCUUUUUAUUUUCCUGAGAGGUGUGCUGGCAGGAUUUGGAAGGACAGUCUCUUCUAACUUUUAAGAAUUUCCUCCACAUUGGACAGCAGGCCUUGCUUCCAGUUUGUAACGCUCAGAAGACAUUGAUUAGGUUCAAAGUUUGGCCUAGCUCAGCAUGUCAUGUUCAGCCAACAGGAUCCAGAUUCAAAUAGGGAUAUUGAAAUCCUCUACUGGGGGUUUCCCCUCUCUUUUGCCUAUAUUUUCUGUGACCAAAACCCAAACUGUCAAGCUACAUUCAGGGACUGGCAGUAGUAGAUUGUAUCACUCCUCCACCCCCAAUUCUUGUUCCUAGAGCACCGUAACUGUUGACAACUCUAGGCCAGGAGUUGCCAAGCUGGUGCACUCCACAUGUCAAACUCCAGUUCUCAUCAGCCCCUGCUAGCAUGAUGGGAGUUGCAUUCAAACAACAUUUGAAGGACACCACACUGGCUGUCCCUGCUCUAGGCUCCCCCCCCCACCUCCCCGACCACCAUUAUUUGGCUUAUCCCUGACCCCCCACCUCCCAGUAACAAUCCUGUGGGGCAAGUCUGCAUUCUAGGUGGAGUGUGCUAUGCACGUGUGGGGUUAUCUAGCCCACCUGUGCUUUCAUUCAUGUGCUUCUGGAUGUUGCCACCCUCUGUGGGCAUUUUUACUGCCACUGUGAGACAUAGUGAAUCAGCGAAAAGCUUUCUUGUCUUGAGAUAAUGCAUACUGGUGCCUCUGUCAUCCCAUUCCCUCAGGAAUGUGCAAGAAGUCAAACAUUUUUAAGAGCAUCUACCCAAGGCCCCAAGCAAAGGGACACCCAGAUGUGAGCAUUUGCUGACUCAGAUGUAUUUUCCAUUCUGUAGCUGGAAGAUGGUAGCCAGCAUGUCACAGAGGAUACAUUUCUUUGGGAUCCCCACCACUGCCAAAGGAUUUCAUUCCAUUUUAAGUUUGCCUAGCAAGGUCACUGUUGACAUGUUCUCUGCCAUGUUCUGUUUAAUGGAUUAGCCCCGUGUCCCAAAGGAAUUUGGUGGCUAAAGCAACCAAGACCUAGCUUGGCCUUGUGUGAUACUUGGACUCCAUUAGAUUGGUCUGAAUCUAUUCUUUUGCUGUAUUAAUACAGAACAUUACCAUGCAAUGGUGAUGGUCCAAUCAGCAGUCUCAAGUGCAUGAUCAGUUAUAAUUUAAGGACCUAUCAGAACUUCCAUGAAGGAAAAAGAGAGAAUUGGUAGCCUACAUCUCAGUACUCCCUUUCUUGUCUCAUUUUCUCCUCUCCACUAACACUAAAGGCCAAAUCUCAGGAUUUCAGAGAGACUAGUUACAGAAUUGUUGUGUCUCCCACCGCCUACCCACUGACCCAUGAACAUGACUGGUCCCUGUGGUUACUCCACUAUGCGAUCUAAAUAUCUGGAGCUUGUCUCUUUUAGGGAGGGGUAACCCUUGUUUCCAAGGUGAUGAGAAGACUUUCAAAAUCAGCCAUGCUGGAUGAAGAUCACAAUUAUGUGACAAUCCCAUAAAUAUCCAGCCUUCCCGCACCCCAUCCUUCACAAGUAUCCAUCCAAUCUGCACAAUAAAAAAAACUCUCCCCCCCCCUUACCUGUUUUGGAGGAAACACCCCAGCACUGGAACGCUUCUAAGCUGGAGAGGAAUGUUACUCAGAGCAUGGGAGAUCCUUCCUCCCGUGGGUAUUCUCAGGUAUCUCUGCUUGUGGAAAUCAUUUCCCACCCCUAAAACAUUCUCCAAAUUUAUUAGACUGGAUUAGAAUCAAUGAGUCAAGAUAACGCUGUAAUUUUGCCACCUAGGAGUCACGUCAGAAAAACAGAAGAUAUGGUUUCUUCCCUUUUAAAAUGUUUCAGUUUAUUUUAGUGGGAUAUUGCAUCAUUAUGGUGGCCAAGGUAGUUGCUGUACUUUCAUUUGGAACUUGUUUUGACUUGAAUCACUUUGGCACUAUAUGGAAGCCCAGGGGCAAUGUUUUGAAGGGCCCCGAAGUGGCAGGAGCCCAUAGAGCGUUGAGACUAUGCUACUACUGAAGAACAGUAGAGUAUUCCUGCACAUGCUCAGUGGAGGCUGCGAUAGGUUUAGUGCACACUCUGCUCUAGCAGGUGCUUAGCUGUAGUGGCUGAAAGGCAGGGCCAAUGGGCAGCGUGGUAAAAGUGAUCGCAGCCAUCACUUGACUGUAACUUGCCACAGUGACGAGCAGGCCAGAAACUACCACUACCUUAUUCACACUAACAGCACGCAGAAUCUUAACAUGAGCACCAGAGGUUUGGCGAAACUUAGGAAAUGCACAUUCCUGAUUGGACUGGGUGAUGAUGUGGAUUUGUAGAUUAUGGGGGAGGCAGGGCACACUGUACUGAAUGCUGUAUUUUCUAAAAAAUAAAAAGUAUUUUUAAAACA
Messenger RNA from Podarcis muralis (Common wall lizard), 5980 nucleotides. It is a transcript of the gene TWF2, whose product is annotated as twinfilin actin binding protein 2. Gene Ontology annotation, cellular component: cytoplasm; myofibril; actin filament. NCBI's taxonomy places the organism in Eukaryota, Metazoa, Chordata, Lepidosauria, Squamata, Lacertidae. The record is from RefSeq and is a predicted model, not a curated record. Gene Ontology annotation, biological process: barbed-end actin filament capping; actin filament depolymerization; positive regulation of neuron projection development. Gene Ontology annotation, molecular function: actin filament binding; actin monomer binding.